AUGCGAUGCGAUGCGCGGCCUGUCAUUUCCGAUGGUACCAAGGUCUUACACCGACCCGUUCGCCUAAUCCCCUCCCAUGCAGCUGCGGCCCUGAGCACUUCGUGCCCAGUUACCUUCGAUGCGAGGAUCAUGGUUGCUGUCUACGAGGUUCAUCGCUAUGUCCAAUCUCAUCGUCGACCACGAAAUAUCUGGGGUCCCAUCAACAUGCUCGGCGACAGCUUCAAUUCUCUCUGGAGUCUUCCCAUGAUUCAAGAGAAGCAAAACACUUGGGAUCAUGUUCCGGAUUUGGAGAACUGUCUCUUCACUGGAAAGAUGCCACACUUGACGGCUGUCCCACCUCCUUUUUGCAAGGCUGUUGAGAACCUUACCAACACUGGCCGUCUCAUUGUCCAGACACAAGAUCAGUUGGGCGCUCUUCGCAACGAAGCUGCUGUUCGCCGAACCAUGCACGAUACUUUCCAUGGAGAUGCUUGCUCGCGUGUGCUCAAUGAGUGGGAGUGCCCUCUCCAAGGACCUAUCGCAACUGCAGAACUGCUUGACAAGCAAAUGGUUAAGAACCUCGUGAAGCAGCAGGAGAUCUUCAACACAUGCUGGACCUUCAUUCAGAGCAUGAUGUGGUCUCGUCAAGUGGGCAAAGACCUUAUGAUCCAGAAUGUACCAGUCGUUUGGGAUGAGUAG
Molecule: messenger RNA, 678 nt
Organism: Fusarium fujikuroi IMI 58289
Lineage: Eukaryota; Fungi; Ascomycota; Sordariomycetes; Hypocreales; Nectriaceae
Exons: 2
Coding region: 1-678 (225 amino acids)
Source: RefSeq, a predicted model, not a curated record